This is a messenger RNA of Ceratosolen solmsi marchali, 840 nucleotides long. RefSeq lists its product as uncharacterized. Lineage: Eukaryota; Metazoa; Arthropoda; Insecta; Hymenoptera; Agaonidae. The transcript has 3 exons. The coding region runs from base 105 to 569 and encodes 154 amino acids. The record is from RefSeq and is a predicted model, not a curated record. Gene Ontology annotation, biological process: positive regulation of voltage-gated potassium channel activity; regulation of synaptic transmission, cholinergic; sleep.
AUGCCUUAACUGAAAUACCAGUUUAAUAAUAAUAAUCGAUGUGUUGACUGUAGGCGUGGUUCUACUGGUGAUUUUUCUUACUUUUUAAUUUUAAUUUAUUUAAAAUGGAGUACAAAAAAAUUGUUUGGACGCAACUAACUGUUAUCAUACUGCUCACGUGUUUCAUUGAAAAAGGAACUUCUAUAAAAUGUUGGGUAUGUCGUUCCGAUUCUGAUCCAAAAUGCGCCGAUCCAUUUGAUAAUUCGACAGUUCCAAUUACUGAUUGUAGCCAAGAAAAAGAAUUAGAACACUUGCCUGGAGUUAGGCCAACAAUGUGUAGAAAAAUUCGUCAAAAAGUAAGAGGGGAAUGGCGAUACUUUCGUAGUUGUGCAUUUAUGGGUGAACCUGGUAUCGAAGGAGAUGAAAGAUUUUGUCUAAUGAGGACAGGUACAUACAAUAUAUUUAUGGAAUAUUGCACGUGUAACAGUAAAGAUGGAUGCAACUCAUCUUCAGGACUCCAUUGCAAUUUAUUCCUUCAAUAUGGUGGAAUAGUUGCGAUCAUUGCCAUGACUUGGUUCAUAAGAACCUGAAAAUUUAAAUAAAAGUAACUGCUAUCGUGUAUAUGAAAGCCAAGUAUACCAAGUAUACCAAUAAUGUAAUAAUUAAUUACAAUUAUCCUUCCAAGAUUUUUUAGUCACUGCAAUCUUAUAUUCUUGUGACUAAAAAUUUAUUUUUAGAAAAAAUUUUUUCAUUAAAUAUUGUGCCUCAUUAGAGUAAUAAUUACAUAGAUAAUGUUACUGUUAUAACUUGGUAAAGCCUUUAAUACAGUAUAAAUUUAUUUACGGAUCUUAUUGGUCAAAA